CAAAGCAAAAUGAAGGUCAGCCUCCUCGUCCUCAACAGCCUCUUGGCUGGCGCUAUCGCAGUGCCAACUGGCUCCCUGGUUGUACACGAAAAGCGAGAUACCGACAAUGCUCGAUGGAUCAAGCGUGAGGCAGUUGAUCCUAAUACCAAGGUCCCAGUCCGGAUCGCCUUAAAGCAAAGCAACCUGGAUAAAGGCAUGGAUUAUCUUCUUGACGUGUCUCAUCCAGACUCUUCAAAUUACGGCAACCACUAUACGGCUGACCAAGUUGUUGAUCUUUUUGCCCCUAGCGAUGAAUCCAUCAGCACUGUUAAGGCCUGGCUGAUAAGGUCUGGCGUGCCAGCCAACUCCAUUACUUCCUCUAAGAGCAAAGGCUGGCUUGACUUCGUGACAACUUCUGGGCAGCUUGAGUCUUUGCUCCAAACUUCGUUCAGCACCUUUGAUCACGUCGAGGCUAGAAACGUCCAUAUUGGUACAGACGAGUACAGCCUUCCCAAAGAAAUCUCUCAACAUGUUGAUUUCAUCACUCCUGGUGUUGUUUUUGCCCCGGUAAGGGCAUCCUCUAAGAGCGCGGAGCGUGGGCACAAAUCCAUUCGUCGUGCUUCCAAACCCAUCCCCGCUCAUAUUGCGCAAAUUUUGGCAGCAAAUCCUCUUGCCACAUCAACAUGCGGCUCUGCAAUUACUCCACAGUGUAUCAAGUCGAUGUAUAACAUUACAGCAGGAACUUCAGCUAUUUCUACCAAUGCCCUUGGCGUCUUUGAGGUUGAGGAUACUUACGCUCAACAAGACCUCACGCAGUUUUGGAAGUCGUUUGCUACGAAUAUCCCAUCUACUACUGGGCCCAAGGUUGACGGAAUCGACGGCGCCACCGCCCCUACUAGCCCAUCCAACGCCGGUGGAGAAUCUGACUUGGAUUUUGAAAUCGCCAUCCCAAUCAUCUACCCUCAGACAACAGUUCUCUACCAAGCUGCCGUUAAGAACGAUGAUAUUUUCAACACAUUCCUCGACGCUAUUGAUGGAUCUUACUGCACGUUCUCUGAUGAUGGCGAGACAGGCGAUGAUCCUACUAUUGAUGGCAAGACUCGUAAUGAGCAAUGUGGCACUUUCAAGCCCACCAAUGUCAUCUCCUUCUCAUAUGGCACGGCGGAGGCUGACUACCCUACCUACUAUCUUCAGCGCCAAUGUGAUGAGUUCAUGAAGCUUGGUCUUCAGGGCACCAGCAUUGUUUUCGCUAGUGGUGAUGAUGGUGUUGCUCGUCGUUCUGGUCCUUGUCUCGGUUCAAAGCACAACAUCUUUACUCCGGGUGAACCUGCCAGUUGUCCCUAUGUUACAUCAGUUGGUGCUACAACUCUUCCAUCUGGUAGCCAACCUGGUGACGAGGAGACUGCUGUUACAUCCUUCUCAUCCGGCGGUGGCUUUAGCAACAUCUGGACCACCCCAAGCUAUCAAGCCAGUGCCGUUGCUUCAUACUUCGCUAGCCACGAUCCCGGCUAUGCCUCAUACAACACAUCAGGUGGUGUGAUCCCUACUACUGGCGGUAUCUACAACAAAGCUGGACGUGGAUAUCCCGAUGUUUCUGCUGUAGGUGACAAUGGCGUUGUUGUCAACCAGGAAGAGCAAGUACUUGAGGGAGGUACUUCUAUGGCCACGCCUCUGUUCGCUGGCAUCUUGACUCGAAUUAAUGAAGAGCGUAUUGCUGCUGGCAAGAGCCCAAUCGGUUUCGCCAAUCCUGCACUUUACGCCAAUCCAGCUAUGUUCAACGACAUCACAGUCGGCAACCAAGCAAAGGGUGGACCCAAUGGUGAUAGUGGUGCCAGUGCUUGUGGCAAUAAGGGCUUUUCCGCUGUUGCUGGUUGGGAUCCCGUAACCGGUUUGGGAACACCAAACUACCCUGCACUGCUGGAGUAUUUCCUCAGUCUCCAAUAAUGGCAGUACCUAAACAUUUAAAAGAAUGAACCAAUAUCAAAGCAAAUACAUCGGCAAGACACAUCAUGCCGUAUUUAGCAGCCAGUUAGCAAACGAAUAAAUAUAACUAAGGUAUUUGAAAGCACGCAUACU
Trichoderma virens Gv29-8 is the source of this 2055-nucleotide messenger RNA. RefSeq lists its product as uncharacterized. The transcript has 5 exons. NCBI's taxonomy places the organism in Eukaryota, Fungi, Ascomycota, Sordariomycetes, Hypocreales, Hypocreaceae. Gene Ontology annotation, molecular function: serine-type endopeptidase activity; tripeptidyl-peptidase activity. Bases 10 to 1923 code for a protein of 637 amino acids. The record is from RefSeq and is a predicted model, not a curated record. Gene Ontology annotation, biological process: proteolysis.